AUCGGAUCAACGUUAGCUUGCAGCGCAGCACCAUACUAUUAAGGCUGCCUUCUUUUAGGCUGUUUCCGGAGGGCACCUGACAGUUAAAUCAAACUUCUUGAGGCUGUUUUUAGGAGAACUGAUCGUAGUUAAAUAAACGUUUAGUCUGUUUUCAGUUGUGCAGCUAGCGGUUUAUCAGCUAACUUUGGGAGCUAACGUAAACAGCACCACUGUGAUUUGACUGCUCGGGAGGAGGACGACUGGAGACAUGUCUUCAGACGAAGACAGGGCCAAGGAAAUUUUGAAGGGCUUCAAACUAAACUGGAUGAACCUUCGAGAUGCAGAGACGGGCAAAGUACUGUGGCAGGGGACUGAAGACCUCUCGGUUCCUGGCGUAGAACAUGAAGCUCGUGUCCCAAAGAAGAUCCUCAAGUGUAAAGCCGUUUCCAGAGAACUCAACUUUUCCUCCUCGGAGAAGCUGGAGAAGUUCCGUCUGGAGCAGAAGGUGUUCUUCAAAGGACAGUGUCUAGAAGAGUGGUUCUUUGAGUUUGGCUUUGUAAUCCCAAACUCCACCAAUACAUGGCAGUCUCUGAUAGAAGCAGCCCCCGAGUCCCAGAUGAUGCCUGCUAACGUCUUAACCGGUAACGUGAUUAUUGAGACCAAGUUCUACGACGACGACCUCCACGUGAGCACAUCGCGGGUACGUCUCUUCUACGUCUGAUGUCUAUCCACCGUCCCAUUCCGCCGAGAUCAAACAACGCCACUUUAGGUCCGGUCGUCUGUGGCUCACUGCGCACACAACGUGUGCUUCUUGUUUCCUGUUGACCCGACCAGCAAGAGGAGCGCGCACAUCUCUUUGUGACUGUAAAUACACGAGCACUGAUCCCAAGUCAGCCACGCACUCCUUUUGUACAGUCAACUGUUUCCUCUUUCACUCCCAAGGUUGCAUUUUCUCAGGAACCAAACGUCUCACUUGUAACCUUUUUAUGCUCUCAUUGCUUUGUGUGUCUCUCCUCUUCAUCGAUGUUCCAUGUUAGAGAUAGGUAGACAUGUUGUUCCAAGGCAGAAGAAAGUUUAUUGUUUCUCUCUUGUACACCUCCACGAUGGAGGAUGAUGGUCUCUGUGAGGCCCAGUAUGGAGGCAUCAGUCUAAAUCAUCUAAAAUAAAUCACACAUGAAGUCGUCUUCACAUGGAAAAAAAAAAGUGGGAGCAUAUCCACGGCGAAUCAAACGUCUCCUGACUGACCACCAACGGAGAUGCUGCUUCCUGUUUGAUGGCAACACAUUGGUUUGCGGUACAUUGGUCAGCAAGGUGAAUCAAUGAUUGCAUUCUUUUAUGUGCUCCUACUUUCAUCUUCCUCCAUGCUCGGCUGCAGACUAGUCUGACAUGGUCCAUAGUGUUAACAUGCUACUUUUUGGCUUCCAUGUGUUUUUGUUUUCUUCGCUUUUUUUUUAGCUGCUAACUACACUGUAAUAUAGACCGGUGUUUUAAUAAAACCAUGUUGUUGUAA
Doryrhamphus excisus (bluestripe pipefish) is the source of this 1489-nucleotide messenger RNA. It is a transcript of the gene pde6d, whose product is annotated as phosphodiesterase 6D, cGMP-specific, rod, delta. NCBI's taxonomy places the organism in Eukaryota, Metazoa, Chordata, Actinopteri, Syngnathiformes, Syngnathidae. The record is from RefSeq and is a predicted model, not a curated record. Gene Ontology annotation, biological process: sensory perception of light stimulus. Gene Ontology annotation, cellular component: cytoplasm.